AAUAUAUAGAAAUAAAUGUGGAUUAAACUUACCAUUUUUAAUAAUAAAUUUAAUACGAAAAUUAAUAUUGCAACGAUACCGUAAACGUUUCAACAGCAAGACUCCGAUAUUUCUUAUAUCAAAAUUAUUUCAUGAAAUUGAAAACGUUUUUAUAAUCGGAGCAACGUUUGUUCCAAGCUUUUGUGGUGAUUUACUAAUUAUCCCAUUAUGCUGUUUAAUAUACCGUAACUGUCCCGCCUCUUCAUCCUUCUCUUGGCCUACCAUGUCAUAAAGCCAUAUAUCAUAAAGCUAUAAAGUUGUUGGUAUUUGCUACUAAUCGAAUUAAUCGCUGAGCAGAUUUUUGCUUCACCUGAUCACUAAAGAUUUAAGGGAAAAGAAAGAUAGUAAAUUGCAAUCGAUAUCGAGAGAUAAUAACUGUUUAGCUAUCGAGUGGAUUUACGAUAAGCCGCGCAGUAUUCGCGCAGCUUGUAUAAACUCACGCAAGUGAACUUUAUAUCGUUCAAAUUCCUGCAAAUUGUUGCUUUAAUAUUUAAAUAAAAAUGAAGAAAUAAAUGCUCACUAUAUGCGAGUUAUAUACACUUCAGCUGUAAUACAUAACACGUUAUAAAAUAAUUACAAUGAAAAAAUGCUACUGAUUACGUCAAGACAUAGGCUAAUAAUAACAACAGUGGUAGGUGUAAGUAUUGGUAUAUUGUGCGGCAUGAUUCUUAAGCAUUACAGUGGAAAAUCAUGGUCUGAACGAGAUAUCAUGUACAUCAAAUUUCCUGGAGAGAUAUUUCUGAGAAUAGUGAAUUGUUUAAUAUUACCACUUAUCACUUCCAGUAUCGUAAGUGCUACUUGUAAUCUCAGCAAAUCUGGACCUGUUGGAUUAAUGGCAUUGUAUUAUUAUUUAACGACAACUACUAUUGGAAUAAUGUUGUGUGUUAUACUUGUCGAGAUUAUUCGACCAGGCGAUUUAAUGAAAAAUGGAAAUGUUAGUGUAUCAGUAGCUUCACGAAAUUUCAUGACAGUUGAUACUAUUCUGGACUUGUUCCGCAAUUUAAUCCCCGAAAAUAUAAUACUUGCGUGCAUGUAUCAGUAUCAAACCGUACUAGAAAAACCAAACAAUGCAUCUGCAGAUAUGCCAAUAGAAGAAUGGUCCAUAACAAGCGAAUAUGUGGCAGGAACAAAUGUAUUGGGCAUAGUAUUUUACAGCCUAUUAUUAGGUUUGGCAAUUGGAAGUAUGGACGCAAAGGGGAAGCCUUUAUCGAAUUUUUUCAAUUGUCUAUCCGAAGUCAUGAUGAAAAUUAUGGAAUGGGUAACACUUAUAGCACCAAUAGGCGUAUUGUUUCUUAUCACUGGUCGAAUCUUGGAAAUUGACGAUUUUGGUGACGUGAUAAGUCAUCUAGGCUUUUAUGUGUUAACGGUGUUCAUUGGACUGGUGCUGCAAGGUUUUAUCAUACUGCCCUUUCUUCAUUGGAUAAUCACGCGUCAAUCACCUUAUAAAAUUAUAUCUAAACUUGGCCCAGCCUUUGCAACAGCUAUCGGUACAUCGUCAAGCACUGCUACAGUUCCGUACACGAUAAGAUGUUUGGAAAGUCUAGAAAUAGAUCCCAAGAUAACAAAGUUUAUCAUACCAAUCGGAGCAGCGAUAAAUAUGGACGGAAUAGCUCUGUACGAAACUAUAGGAGCGAUAUUUAUCAUACAACUACGCGGAUUACAAUUCUCGUUACUGAAAAUCAUAAUUAUCAGCAUUACAUGCACAGUAUCGUGCGUGGGUGCUGCUGGCAUCCCUAGUGGCGGUUACAUGAUGUUGAUAAUGGUGUUAAAUUCUAUAGGAGUACCUGUCGAAGAUGUCACAUUGAUUAUUGCUGUUGAUUGGUUUGUUGACCGUUUCCGAACGACAAUCAACAUCAUAGGCGACGCGCUUGGCGCAAGUAUUAUAUCUAAAUUUUACAAAACUGAUCCAGAGGAAGAGGAAGUGUGUCCACUAGAACGAAAUGUUUGUAAUUCAUCUGCGUGAGCACAUUUGCUUGAUGAAAAUUAAAAUAGUUUCUGCUAUGUGUGUCAUUAUUUGAUAAGAGCAAUGAAGUAUUUUCUCAUAUUGUGUCACUAUGGAAGGAGAAAAAAUUAAAAACUUAGACCCAGAGAGCUUAUCUCGAGAGUAUUUGAAAUCUCUUGCAACAACUUCGAGUACGUUUCUAUCUAGAUAAAAAUUAAGACUAAAAACCGGUUUAUGAAAUGUUUUCGUUCUUGCAAGGCUUAAACUAACUAGUUUGAUAAAAUCGUACGUAAAUAAAAAAGAAAAGGAUACAUUAUAACAAGCAUAUAAAGUAGAAUAUACAAUAUUUAUAUUUUCAU
Messenger RNA from Ooceraea biroi (clonal raider ant), 2340 nucleotides. RefSeq names its product excitatory amino acid transporter 3. Gene Ontology annotation, biological process: L-glutamate transmembrane transport. Gene Ontology annotation, molecular function: L-glutamate transmembrane transporter activity; neutral L-amino acid transmembrane transporter activity; glutamate:sodium symporter activity. The record is from RefSeq and is a predicted model, not a curated record. NCBI's taxonomy places the organism in Eukaryota, Metazoa, Arthropoda, Insecta, Hymenoptera, Formicidae. Gene Ontology annotation, cellular component: plasma membrane.